AUGACCACGGAGAUGGAGCAGCCGUCCGCAGCUAGCCAGUUGAAGGCCUGGCCGUCUGCCGUUUCUCUCGUUUCUUCCUCUUUCGCUCUGGCGCGUACCAGUGUGCCGGCGAGUGGUGUCGUUGCCUCGCCUGCCCGCCCUAUUUAUGUGUUUACUAACCUGACGCGGAAUACGAGCCAAUUGCAAACCGAGCUCCUCCCCGAGUUGAGCAGCGGCAUGAACUUAGGCAUUACUCUACAGCAACGUUCCUCUGCUGAUGGUGGCGCGUCAGUUGCAUACCUCUUCAACCACCCAUCUCCACGGGCGGAUGUGGCAUACACGCCAAGCUAG
This is a messenger RNA of Akanthomyces muscarius, 330 nucleotides long. RefSeq lists its product as uncharacterized. The record is from RefSeq and is a predicted model, not a curated record. The coding region runs from base 1 to 330 and encodes 109 amino acids. The transcript is spliced from 4 exons. NCBI's taxonomy places the organism in Eukaryota, Fungi, Ascomycota, Sordariomycetes, Hypocreales, Cordycipitaceae.